AUGGCGCGGAAACGCAGACGCCAGAGCGAGAAACAUGAUACAGCCGCGCAGUACCAAGCGGGAGACCUAGUGUCCAGCAUGAGUUUCAAGGAACUGGGACGAGAGUGCGAAGAGCUGCGAGGAGAAUUGAGGAGACAGCGCCAGAAGGAACGUGAACUCGAAGAGGCCAAAUGCGAGAAAAUGCGGAAAGAAAUCUCCCAGUUGCGACGUUCCAUCACCGAAUGUCGGAAUAACAUCAAACGACUGGAGGCCUCGUCAUCCUCAGAGGAAGCCGAGAGUACCCUGAACAUCGAGUCGCAACGUCAACAAACACCGACUCAAAGCCAAAGCGACCGUGAGACCACUCGGCGGACACACAUCGAAGCAACCUCGAACUCGACAGGACCUGACAGAGCAAUAUUACCUGAGGCUCGAUGGGAGUAUCCAGAUCCAGAGUAUCCUAAACCAAAGAGCGUGACAAAAUCAAGCAUUCCGAAGCCAACGAGGACAACAAGAACAUCGAAACCCAGUCCCAAAGACAGCAGCGACAAGGAGAACGGCGAGCCAGUAGCCGAGAAACCAGCAAGCAAGCUCCGCAUGAAGCCACUGGUAAGGCUGAAACGUCUCGAGAAAAUGCCACAAGAUCGGAACAACAACCAAGCCGACGACAAGGAAAAGCGGAAAAGCCAUCACCGUGACAAGGCAGCCAUCCUGCGGGAGAAACUGGAAACGCUACGAAAAAGGAAAAUAAGAGACGAACGAGCGGCUCGCCUUCGAAAAGAAAAGGAAGAGUACAAGAGAGAGUUGAAGCGACACGCGAAUCAGCGAUAUCGCAAGAAAGUUGCCGAAAAACUAAAAGCCGCUACCAGAAGACUCUCUCGAACGAUCGCCGACUCGCCUGAAUCGAGUGCCCCCGAAUCUCCGGACCGAUGGCCCGGAAACACGGAGGCAGGUGGGAGUGUGCAACGGCCCACGGUUGCAGGCGAGAGGGAGCCGACGGCCGACCGACGCGCCAAGGACAGCUGA
Messenger RNA from Harpegnathos saltator (Jerdon's jumping ant), 1005 nucleotides. Its product is annotated as serine/arginine repetitive matrix protein 1-like. The transcript has 2 exons. Lineage: Eukaryota; Metazoa; Arthropoda; Insecta; Hymenoptera; Formicidae. Bases 1 to 1005 code for a protein of 334 amino acids. The record is from RefSeq and is a predicted model, not a curated record.